UGGAGGGCACUCAGUGUAUCGCAAACUAGAACAUUAGCACCAACAAGCGCCUCGGCAUCCUCCUCGCCGCCUGAAAAGCCUUCUGAAUGAGAGGAGAGCAGCUUCUUCUCGGCACAGCUACAAAGCAUUCGCAGCCUGACCAGCUCCAUGGAUCCAAGGCGCCUGGCCGGCUUUUGAGAGGGGGCUCGUUUCUCCUGGAAGGCCUGCUGGCAUCCCCCGGUGGAGGGGAUGGGUCGCUGUGCCUGCGGAUGGCAAGAGGCAGCAGCCGAAUAAGAAGGGAUGCUCAAGAGCUGGGGAAGGUGUCUGUCUUCCUCCCUGAGAAGUUGCUUUACCUUCAGUCUCCAAUGUGCAGCCUGCCAGUUGAUGCUGCUGGUCCCCUGCUGAUGUGCAGGAUGGCUCUCAGAGGCUAACCGCCCCCCCUUCCUCCUCUUGUCCCUCUGCACCCCCACCCCCACCAUCCCCAUUCCCUAACCCUUCCCUCCCCCCCACAUCUCCCCCAAAUUCUCCCUCGUCCUCUCUCGGGAACUUUGUCUGGCUUCCCAGCAUUUGACGCCGGAUGGCACUGAAGUCAAUGGCCACUGAGCUUGGGUGACAUGGACAUUGUGAUGGUUUAAAGAAAGAGAGUGGCUGGCUGGAGAGCAGUGGGGAGAAGCCCAACAAGAGGAAACCCACCCCCCCCCAAAGGGAAGAAGCAAAACAGCUGGAAGGAAAGGGGGGUACAGUUGUGGAUCAGAAAAGGAUGGGUUUCCAUGUAAUUAAGCAGCUGAAAGGCAUGCGUGCGGUGUUCGUGCUCCUUCCUACAGUGCUGUUUGUAACACUGACAGGGGCUCAGAGAGCUUGCCCCAAGAACUGCAGAUGUGAUGGCAAAAUUGUGUAUUGUGAAUCUCACGCAUUCAGAGACAUCCCUCAGAACAUUUCCGGAGGGUCUCAAGGCUUGUCGUUACGGUACAACAGCAUCCAGAAGCUUAAGCCAAAUCAGUUUGCAGGCCUUCACCAACUCAUAUGGCUGUACCUUGACCAUAAUUACAUCAGUUCCGUAGAUGAGGAUGCCUUUCAAGGCAUCCGCCGGCUGAAGGAAUUAAUUCUAAGCUCCAACAAGAUCACCAUUCUGCAGAACAAAACAUUUCAUCCGGUUCCCAAUCUCCGUAAUCUGGACUUGUCAUACAACAAGCUGCAGAUUUUGCAAUCUGAGCAGUUUAAAGGUCUUCGCAAGCUCUUGAUCUUGCACUUACGAUCAAACUCCUUGAAAACUGUUCCAAUCCGUGUUUUCCAAGAUUGCCGGAAUCUUGAUUUUCUGGAUUUAGGCUACAACCGCCUACGGAGUUUAUCCCGCAAUGCCUUUGCUGGCCUCUUGAAGCUAACAGAGCUCCACUUGGAGCACAACCAGUUUUCUAAGAUCAACUUUGCUCAUUUUCCACGUCUCUUCAAUCUCCGCUCCAUUUAUUUGCAAUGGAAUAGGAUCCGGUCCAUCAGUCAAGGUUUAACAUGGACUUGGAGUUCCUUACACAACUUGGAUUUAUCGGGGAAUGACAUUGCAGGGAUUGAACCUGGGACAUUCCAAUGUCUGCCCAAUCUGCAGAAGCUCAAUCUGGAUUCCAACAAACUCACCAACAUCUCUCAGGAGACUGUCAAUGCCUGGAUUUCUUUAAUAUCCAUCACUCUGUCUGGAAAUAUGUGGGAAUGUACUCGAAGCAUUUGCCCUCUUUUUAAUUGGCUUGAAAACUUCAAGGGAAACAAGGAAAGUACCAUGAUCUGUGCAGGCCCUAAGCAUAUCCAGGGUGAGAAAGUGAGCGAUGCUGUUGAAACUUAUAACAUCUGUGCCGAAAUCCCAGUUGUGGUCACUGAAAGGUCCUACCAGGCACCUAAAACUCCACAGAGGCCUAUCUUUAUUCCAAAACCUACUCUUCCCAAACUGGAAGACUACCAGCCAACGUCUUUUACACCAAGCCCUUCUCCAGAAUUCCCAACCUCUGGACCUGAGCCAGAGUAUGAGCAUGUUUCCUUUCACAAGAUUAUUGCUGGAAGCGUUGCCCUCUUUCUUUCCGUGGCUAUGAUUUUGUUGGUCAUAUAUGUCUCAUGGAAGCGCUACCCAGCUAGCAUGAAACAGCUCCAGCAAAACUCUCUAAUGAAGAGACGCCGGAAAAAGGCCCGAGAGUCUGAAAGGCAAAUGAACUCCCCUUUACAGGAGUAUUAUGUGGACUACAAGCCGACAAACUCUGAGACCAUGGAUGUAUCGGUUAAUGGAUCUGGACCCUGCACGUAUACCAUUUCAGGCUCCAGGGAAUGUGAGCUCUCCGGAGAAGUCCUCUUUCAAAAAGGAAUGGUCAUGGAUGAUUGUGCAGUGAAUAAGGUCCCUCACCAUAUGAAAACCUUACCCUAUUACGGCUAUGACCAGCCAGUGAUUGGAUACUGCCAGGCCCACAAACCCCUCCAUGUAAAUAAAGGAUUUGACACCAUCUCCCGGGACCAAGCUGAAACCACCAACCUGGAGCUGAGUCGAGAUCACAGCUUCAUUGCUACAAUCGCACGUUCUGCUGCUCCAGCUAUCUACAUUGAAAGAAUACCCAACUGAUGGAAAGUCUUUCUUGAAAGUUAAGAAGGAUGUACGGGAGGAUUCUUUUUUUCUGGGGCGGGAAGAACCUACAAUUCAAGGUCAGAAUGGAACAAGAAGAAGACAGUUUACCAUUCCAGUGACAAACGUUUUGAGGCAAACAAGGAGGAGGGGAAUGAAAUGAGAACUUGCUUGGGCAGGACAGUGGAAAUCCAGUUCAGUGACCUUGCAGUAUGAAUUGGAGAACUUCAGGAUUUCUUUUGGCUUUAAACUGUUGAACAGACUUCUUGGUGUAAAUAUCAAAGAUUGUCGAGUUCUUAUAAAAAAAAAGUUAGAUUUCACUCUAGCAACAUAAAGGGAUGGAUUAAAAGUUCUGUUUGUAUAUUUAAUUUUUCUACAUUGCACGGUUCCUUGGAAUGAGAACCACAGGUACAAAUAAGGGGGGAUGCAGACAGAGAAUGGUGUAUGAGGUAUCAUUUCUUUAUUAAGUGUUUAGCAGAAGAUUUCUUUAACAUUUGUUUCUUUUUUUUUUAUUUUGGGAACAAAACAAAGCAAGAUCUCUCCUUUCCUUUUUCUUGAGAGAGGGUGGGGGCUCAGUAUUAUCAUUUCAGGUUCUAAACAUGGUGUUAAAGGCUUGUGUAGAACCAAAUGGACACUGGCAAUUCUUGUAAAAGAACCAAGAGGCAAAACAGACAAACCUCGGGGUGCAUGUACAUUUAAGACACAUGCUGUACAUUAUGGGGGUGGAUGUGACUUUAUUUUUCCUAUCUUCAUUGUGCUUCAUUGUUGACACUACCCUUGUGUUUGGGGGCGCUACUGAUGAUAUAAGAGCUCACACUUCAACAGAACAGCAGAGUUCAAUGUAGACAAAGGGAAGGAAGAGGACGCUGGGUAUAGAAAUAUCCAUAACGUACCCAAUAUGGUAAAAAUUAGGCUGAAAAGGCUUCUUGGUGAAAGUCGACAGCUCGUGAUUUAUUUUUUUUAAAGAUAACCACAGUAGGAUGUGUAACAUGGUUUGAUUUAUUUUUAAUUAAUUAUUCUGAUCAGUUAGCUUUUGUGUAGUUUUUAUCAAUAAAAGGACAAAAAAAGUGGUGGGGAAAAAUAAACAUAUUAUUUUGUGGUGGGGCUGCCACUAAUCUAAUUAUUGAAUGUUUUCUCUAGCUGUUUUGUACUGUUGACCGCUGCAAUCAAGUACUCUCAGGCCAAGAUGGAGUUUUGUCUAAUUUAAAAAUGUUAAUAUGUUAUGAUCAAUGGGGAUGUUCUGGCCAAGGUUAAGCACUUAUUAAGUACCAUUUCAGUGGGAGUGAGUUAAACACAUGUGUAAUUAGGGCUAUUCACACAUUACAUUCUAUGCACAUACAAUUGUCCAUAGAAUACACACACGCAUACAUAUUUUUGUCUUAAUAACGGUAUAUGUGUAUUUUAGAAGUGAGAUUGAGGGAAGGAUUUCAUCAAAUUCAGGGUACAGAUGAUGCAUACUGUUGUACAGGGGUUGUACAGAAUGUGUGAUUAAUGACAGUCCUGUUCAGAUAUUAUGUUUUACCUGCAUUCAGAUGUUGUACGUGCUUUUGUGUGAAUGACUUGUACCUACAUUCAUUUUAAAAGUGAACCUGGGUACAGGUCCCCAGAAAUGCAUAUAGGAAGUGUUCUGCUGUAACUGCAUUCAACCUGCGUGAAUCACUGUACCUGUGUACAAUCUGCACAUAGCCCUAUUUAACAUUAUGUUGUACCUGCAUUCAGCUGUCUGUACACCAAGUGUUCUCAACAUGGGUCCACAGAUGAUGUUGAGAUCUCAUCAUUUCCAGCCUCAACAGCCUUUGGCCAUUGUGACGGAAGAGGGUGGGAAUUAUAUACUAUCUGUGAACACAAGUUUGAGAACGUCUGCUGUACAUGCUUACAUGUUUUUGUAUGAAUGACUGUACCUGCACUCAAUUCAAAAGUGAACCUGGUUCCCUUAAAUGCAUGCUACAGAGACUGCUGUAUCUGCAUUCCGCAUAAUAUGUGAAUAGCUGUACCUGAGUACAUUGGUCGUACACAGCCCUUUUCAGGCAUUAUGAAGUCAAAAGUGGAGAGGAAGUCCCGCCCCCCCUCCACUGUCAGUCACCCCCUUGCACCUGUGGAACACGGAGUUGAUUGUCUGAAGGGGGUGGUGCUGUAAAUGUGUUCAAUGGCGAUUCUGUAAACUCCAACCUGGAUUGAUCCGGGCUCCAUCUCACUGAAUUGCCACUGAACGCAUUUAUAGAGCCUCCCCCUUCAGACAAAUGGUUCCGUAAGAUGAGGAGAGCUGGUCUUGUGGUAGCAAGCAUGACUCGUCCCCUUAGCUAAGCAGGGUCUGCCCUGGUUGCAUAUGAAAGGGAGACUAGAAGUGUGAGCACUGUAAGAUAUUCCCCUCAGGGGAUGCAGCCACUCUGGGAAGAGCAUCUAGGUUCCAAGUUCCUUCCCUGGCAUCUCCAAGAUAGGGCUGAAAGAGAUUCCUGCCUGCAACCUUGGAGAAGCUGCUGCCAGUCUGUGUGGACAAUACUGAGCUAGAUGGACCAAUGGUCUGAUAUGGCAGCUUCCUGUGUUCCUAAGUGUCUUCAUUGGGUUCCAGGGGGUGAUUGACAGCAGAGCAGUGGGACAUCCUCCUCACUUUUGCCCUCAUAAGCAUGAGUGUCUGCACUGCCGCACUCAUCGUGUCUGAAGAGGGCUCAAGUGUUGAACAUAAUGUGUGAAGAGGGCCAAUAUGUGCAUACAAUCCAGUGUGUGAACAGACCUAACUCUCCUGUUUAAAUCAAUGGAGCUGAAGUGCUGAACUUUGGCUGGGAUUUGCCCCAUAUUUCUAUUUUGAUUAAAAAGAUUGGACUUA
This is a messenger RNA of Hemicordylus capensis (graceful crag lizard), 5396 nucleotides long. It is a transcript of the gene LRRTM4, whose product is annotated as leucine rich repeat transmembrane neuronal 4. The coding region runs from base 740 to 2572 and encodes 610 amino acids. Lineage: Eukaryota; Metazoa; Chordata; Lepidosauria; Squamata; Cordylidae. The record is from RefSeq and is a predicted model, not a curated record. The transcript has 4 exons. Gene Ontology annotation, molecular function: protein binding.